CGCCAUCGCCAAGAAGAUGUUCGAAAUUCGAAAUUGUGCAAAGAAUAUAAUUUAUUGGUGAAUGGAAUCAGAAACUUCAGAAAAAAAGAACAGGAAAAAACGGCACAUUUAUCAAAUUUGCGAUAAUUUGUACUGACUCUUUUUUGUAAUACUUAAAUUCGCAAAGAAUUCUAGUUAAGUGUGUGUGACGAAAAUGUAUUGGAAAUAAUGUGAAAAUGUGAAAAUCGGUCGAAGAAAAAGUGCGGCAGCGAAAAAGUUAACUCGAGUUUUUUUUUGAUUGAAGAGAAGAAGAAAAUUUUUUUUAAAUUUUAUUUGUGAUUUAUGUCGAUUCAAUUUAAUUUACGGCAAAUUGGAAUUGAUAAAAAGCAUUUCGUUCUAUCUAAUUAAGUAGGAAGUGUGUGUAGUGGAGGUGUUAAUAAAUUUUUCAUCCAAAUUUUUGUUCUUUUUAAUAAAAAAAAUUUUUGUUCCAUUUUCCCGACAUGUCAUGUGAUAAUUUGGAUUUUUUUCAUAAUUUUCAUCCGAAAAGCUGGUAGCUACAAAACAGGAAGAAAUCAAAUUUGGGUGAUCGAAAAUACAAAACAAAAUUCGUGAUAAAUGAAAGUGCCGCCCGAAAAAGAAGUUUUACCCGACUUAAAAUCCGCAGAUUUUUAGAAUACCAAAAAAAAACAACAAGCAAACCGAUAACCAGGAUACCACAGAAGGAAAAUAACCGCAAUCCAACCGAAACGGAAACGUUCAGAUUUCAGUACAGACAACAGAAACGAACCGCUAUAAAAAAAACCGAUAGAUUCGAUGCAUACAUUCGAUGCAAACAGAACUAGAGGAACGGAUACACCGACUUCAACCACAAAAUAUAAAAGAGUGCGCUCUUCACUAAUCCAACAAUAGACACUUUACAAUCGGUAUAUAUGAUAGUAGAAGAGUAUCAAUGUCCAUUGUACGAAACGAAGACCUUCUUUCUUAAAUCGGUACAAAAUAGUAUGGCCAAUAUUAUGUCCAGCAUGAAAAAUCCAAUAAAGAAGCUGGUCAGUAAACAAAAGAAGCGUUACACAGAAGGUGGAUUCGAUUUGGAUCUAUCAUAUAUCCUGCCAAAUUUAAUAGCGAUGGGAUUUCCUGCCGUUAGCCUUGAAGGAGUUUAUCGAAAUCACAUAGACCAUGUAGUCCGUUUUUUUAAGACCAAACACGAUGGAGCUUAUAAAAUUUAUAAUUUAUGCUCGGAAAGAGACUAUGAUAUUAAGAAAUUUGAUUCGCGAGUUGAACAUUAUCCAUUUCACGACCAUAAUCCACCUAAUAUUGAACAAAUUCAAGCUUUCUGUGAUGAUGUCCAUAAGUGGCUAAAUGAAAACGAAAACAAUGUAGCUGCCGUGCAUUGCAAAGCUGGCAAAGGUAGAACGGGGACAAUGAUCUGCUGUUACAUGUUAUACAGUAAACAAUUCGACAGUGCUUCAGAAGCAUUAAGUCAUUUCAGUGACACACGCACGCAUGACAAAAAAGGGGUGACCAUCCCAUCGCAGAGGAGAUACGUUGAAUAUUAUGCCCGUUUGCUGAAAUCAGGCGUUAAAGAGUACAGGCGAAAUCUGUUACAGCUUAAGGAAAUCAAAUUGUCGUCGCCGCCAUCACUGAACAGUCAUCAGGGAACUGUGCAUUUUAGCGUAUCCAGUGUAACCAGUGUAUCAGAACGACGGGAAGUUCGCGUUAUUCACACUUCAGAAGUACCUGAUUGUAAAAAAUCGUUCGACUCCAUCACAAUUCCUGUCGAUCCGAAUGUUGUACAGCUAUCUGGUGAUAUUAAAAUAGAAUUUUACAGCGAAUCACAUCUGAGGGCGAAAAAGAAAAAAGUUUUGUUUCGGUUUUGGUUCAACACCUACUUUGUCGAAUUGGAGAAUGCGGAAAAUAACAGUGAUACUGCCUGUUUUGAUUUCACUCUUUCAAAGAAUGAAAUCGACUGUGCCCAUAAGGAUAAAAAAGACAAAAUUUAUCCAUCUAACUUUAAGGUACAAUUAGCUCUGGAACGUUUUCCAAAUAUGCCAGCAAUCGGUGACGAGGAUCGUCUUCAUAAAAACAUGCACAGCAAAAGUAUGAUUUCGUUGCAAGAUGCACACACCCCAUCCGAAAAUACCGAGGCGUCCAGUUCCGGUUCAUCGUCCAGUGACGGUUGGGAAUCUGAAACAAAUAUCCGGAGCGUGCAAGUGCAUAGAAACAAAGACACAAUUGUAACUUCUGACCGACGAAUGUCCCAUUUUCCUCUCAGCGAUGGAGUCAUAUCAUUGCUAUCCAAUCACUUUAGGAAUUCUAUUCGACGGCAGUCCACAUGAAAAUAAAACAAACCGAAAAAACACGCACACACAAACACUCUAAGUGGUCGCUGUUUGUCACAGAAUAAAAAAACACACACACACGCACACACACACAAUACUUGCAACUGAAAUGCUGCGAUAAUAUUAAUUUAGAAUUUAAAUUAAUUUUAGUCCGUAAAAUUAUGAUUUUCCUGCUGAUUUACAUAAAUUUUGUGUUUAUUAUAAUUUUGUGGAACAUAAAUUGCGAGAUGACAGAAAUACGAGACCACACUGAUCCAUUGAUGGUUUCAUUCCGAUAUGUUUAGUUAAUUUAAUUAAUUUUUUUCUGUUUUUGUUUUUAAGUUUAAAUUUAUCUUUCGUUUUUGUGUAUGCGGAGCGCAAAAAAAAACGUUGCUUUACCGUUACUUAUAUGUGAUUACAAAGUUUAUGUUUACGUAAAAAUUACUGCAAAAUAUGAGGGCGCUUGACGUCUCAGUCAUAGGCGUAAAUUAAACGAAACAAAUUUGUGUUGUUGAAUUACUCUCGGUCUCGCAUUGCUAUUUUUAACUGUUCAUUUGUCGUCAAGCAAAUCGUUUGUCUCAUUGCUUCAAAUCACAGAUUCACACAGUUCGACCAGUUUAGUCACUACAAAAUGAACAAAUUUGCAUAUUUUUAAACCAGGCGUGAGAGCCGCCGUUCAAACUACCACCGAUACAUAAUAGUUACAUAUUUCCGUCAUGGAAUAGAGUGGAACGCGGUUCGGCUAUUUUCAAUGACUCUCAUGUCUGGUUCGACAUAUGAGAGAUGUGGAAUAGUGUCGUUGAUCAAUGCUAUACAUAAACGUUUCCACCAAACUCAUUCAAAAAGCUCAAGCAUUAUGGAAACACUCACACCACACAGACACAGUGACCAACAGACAUACUGUCAAACGUAACUUCCUUUGUGCUUGGAUCUGUGGCUCCCUCGCAGGUAAUCUCAAUGUUUUGCCAGAUUAUCGUCUGUACCAGAAGUUUUACAAUUCAAUUUUUGUACAGGUAAUGUCAACCAAAUCUGUGUCUAAAGUUGCUUCAGCUGAUCUACCAACUGUUCCACUCAUACAUUCACACUGCAUAUAAGGCUACGACGCGCUUGCGUGUAACUUUCAUACUCUCAUAAGGAAGUAUAGACAGUGUGUUUGUAUGAGUGGACCAGCUGAAGGAAACUUAGUAGCAAUGGUUGACUUUAACUGUAGUCUAGCACAAUACGUUCUAUCCCAGUGGUUAGUUUUUAUUUCUGACGAAAUACUUAAAGUCAAAUGCUGGUUUAAAGAUCUUUACAGGAGAAGUGGACCAAGGGAUGAAAAGGUUUUUUUCCUUCGGUCAACUACAUAGGUAAAUAAAACCAACACUCGAUCUAUAAAUCAAAAACUAACAAAAAAAAUGUGCCUGCCGCAGGUAUGUUCCUUUCCAUAGCAAGAAUUUUAACCAGAUCGAUUGUAAUGCUCAGGUUGUUGUUGUUUCGAUGGAUAGUGGAAAAAUCAGGAACUAUUUUUGGGAAAAUUUCCGAACUUUUCUUGUUUUUCGGAAAAUAUUUUUUCGGUAAAAUUUUAAAGAAAAGUUGGAAUUUUUGCGAAAAAUAGUGAAGAAAUGGGAAAACGUUUUUCCAAGAAUUGUCGCUGGUAGAAUAUCACCAAAUCUGUUUAUGUCUGAGUCACUAUGAACUGUACCAGGUUACCCGUCAUUGUUCAGACGCGAUUUACUUUUGUAAGUCACACAGAUUAGGCCAAUGGUGUAAGAGUGAAAUAUUAAAUUAGACGUGAAGACAAGACACUUUACCUCUACGCAGUCGUAUAUCAAUUGAACUGUAAAAUAAUGUCCAAAUGAAAGUUUUUCUUUUUGGUUUUGUUUUUUGUUAAAAUCAACAAGUUUCACUGUUCUGAACGCUUUGUUUUUGUGGUGCCGUUUUGGUUGUAAAAAAGAGAGGGAAGAAAUUUUUAGAUAAAUUUUGAACACUAACCUUUUAACAAAUUUUGAAUGCAUUUUUGCUAACACUAAAUAUUGAUUUUGAACUAAAAAUAAAACAAAAAUAUUUUUUUUACUAACUGUUUUACAUGCUGCUUGCUUACUCCAUCAUCAUCAUUAACCAUAUUUCCAAUUUGUGGUGACUAAUUUCCUGUGUGUUUUGUACAUAUUAAAUAUUUUUUAAAAAUAUUGUCUUUCUGUUGUACAAAUUGUGUGGAUCAUUUUGUUCUGGUUUUAAAUUAAAAAAAAAAA
Molecule: messenger RNA, 4528 nt
Organism: Bradysia coprophila
Lineage: Eukaryota; Metazoa; Arthropoda; Insecta; Diptera; Sciaridae
Product: phosphatase and tensin-like protein
Biological process (GO): cell motility; phosphatidylinositol dephosphorylation; protein dephosphorylation
Cellular component (GO): plasma membrane; cytosol; cell projection
Molecular function (GO): protein tyrosine phosphatase activity; phosphatidylinositol-3,4,5-trisphosphate 3-phosphatase activity
Source: RefSeq, a predicted model, not a curated record